ACCGGCGAACAUUGGGCUGUUAUUAGCUUGUUAAAUGAAAUAAAACAAGAAUAUAUAAAUAAAUAAUAAUAUGGCCCUCGUGGACUAUGGCGACAGCAGCUCCUCCGCUUCCGAAGAUGAGGACUGCACCGAAACCAUACAAACUCCAGCUCUGAGCAGCUUGAAAAGACCGGCCCUGCCCACAGCAGCCGCCCUGCUGGGCCCCAAGAAGCCCAAGCCCGAGGAGUUCGUCGAGGAUGUGGUGGAUGAUCCUGCGCUGCAUGGCGGCCGCAUCCGUAGCUUCAAGCACGAACGCGGAAACUGGGCCACUUACGUCUAUGUGCCGGCAACAGCUUGUGCUGACCAGCUGGAGGAGUUUCAAUCGGAGGCCAUUGCCCUUCUGGAGCCACACGUGGAACUGCAGCCGAACGAGUCCCUCCAUCUGAGCCUGAGUCGGACAGUGGUGCUGCAGUACCACCAGAUCGAUGAGUUCUCCCGAUCCUUGUUAGCCGCUCUCAACAGCUCUACGGGAUUCGCGGCCACUUUGCAGGGACUGCGGAUCUACACGAACGAGGAGCGAACGAGAACCUUCAUUGCAGCGCCCCUGGAUGCUGCUUUUGUGGAGAAGAUGACUGCCAUCCUGCAGCCCAUCGACCAAGUCAUGCUCGACUACCGGCUGCAGCAGUUCUAUGAUCCGGUCUCGUUCCACGUAAGCCUUCUUUGGUGCGUGGGAGACCAGGAGAAAGUGCUCAACGAGAAACUAUCGGAUCUACAGGAGCUCCUCGAAGACCAAGACACACUCUCUCUUGCGGUCAAUGAGGUUCACCUCAAGAGCGGCAACAAGGACUUCACUUACACGCUAAAAUAGGAUAUUGCCAAUCUUUAAUUGAGUAAUAAUUAUUCUUAUAUAUACAUAAGAAUAAGAAUAUAUAUAUCAAUAUAUAUUUAUGCAUGCUGCUUUCAAAUAG
This is a messenger RNA of Drosophila santomea, 947 nucleotides long. RefSeq names its product U6 snRNA phosphodiesterase. Bases 71 to 847 code for a protein of 258 amino acids. Gene Ontology annotation, cellular component: nucleus. Gene Ontology annotation, biological process: U6 snRNA 3'-end processing. The record is from RefSeq and is a predicted model, not a curated record. Gene Ontology annotation, molecular function: 3'-5'-RNA exonuclease activity. NCBI's taxonomy places the organism in Eukaryota, Metazoa, Arthropoda, Insecta, Diptera, Drosophilidae. The transcript has 3 exons.